CGUGUCGUCCUUGUGACGUGCUCGGGGAGGAGUCUGGGAGUUGUGUUUCGGGUCCUGUAGUACUGUUCGCAGUAUAUCGCCCUCUAUUCUUUACCGGGCCUUUUCAGGCUCUCAUGGGCAAAAGGGCGAGCACAGCAACAUGUCUGCCUCCAUUGUGAGAGCGACUAUCCGGGCAGUCAGCAAGAGGAAGCUGCAGCCAACCCGGGCGGCCCUCACACUGACCCCUUCUGCUGUAAAUAAGAUAAGACAGUUACUUCAAGAUAAACCUGACCAAAUUGGUUUAAAGGGUAGCAGUUAAGACAAGAGCUGCAAUGGCUUCUAUUAUUUAGAAUAUGUAAAUUCUAAAGGAGCUUCAGAUGAAGAAGUUAUUCAAGAUGGAGUCCGAGUAUUUAUCGAAAAGAAAGCUCAGCUGUCUCUUUUAGGAACGGAAAUGGACUAUGUAGAGAAUAAACUAUCAAAUGAGUUUGUUUUUAAUAAUCCAAACAUCAAAGGGACCUGUGGAUGCGGAGAAAGCUUCAACAUUUGAAACAUUAAGGCUUUGCCUGAAAUGAUGCUACAAAACAUUUUCAACUAUUGUUGUAUUGAAGGGCACUUUUGUCUGAUGCUUGGCCUUCAUAAAAUAUUGCUUACUCCAUUUAACUUAUUAGUAGAUUAGUGUGUAUUGUGCUCAAAAUCCAUAUUGCAUUAUGUCUCAUGCACUAAUUGUUAGACUGAAUUCUUAAUGGAGUCCCUUAGUAAGCUUUGUUUUUAGGUUAUAUUUGUAUAUUCCAUCUUAAAUUUUAGGGUUAUUUGUUACAGGAAUGGGAAAUCAAAAUUAAGCAUCUUAGUUUGAUACAUUUUUAAAAUAGUGCUUCUAACUUUGCUGGUUAUUUUGUUUAUAUCCUUUUAAUAUACUCUUUGAUUCGUUGACUUCUUAUGGUCCAGCUAGAGCAGUGAUGGCUAACCUUAGCACCACAGAUGUUUUGGUACUAAAUUUCCCAUGAUGCUUAGGCACUAGUUGAGCAUCAUGGGAAAUUUAUUUCUGAAACAUUAGGGGUGCCAAGGUUAGUCAGAACAUAAAUGAUGUAAUUAGUCCAACAUUUAUUAGGAAAGAUAUAUUAUUUUUUUUCUUUGCCCUGGUGAACGCAUUUUUAUUGUGCCAAGAUCUUCUUUAAAUGAACAUUGUAGUCAAUUUAGUUUCAUUUAAAAUAAGAUUGCAAAAUGUGCUUUAAAUGCAUGUUCUUUUCCUGUUUACUGUCCGUUUUAAUGAAAUGUUGAUAAAAAAAAAAAAAAGUAAUUCUAACGUUACAGGUGGCUAAAAAUAAGUCAUUGUGUUUAAACAACUCCAUUUCUAUUCUCUUUUAUUCUAAAUUUCAAAUUCAAUUUUGGUAUGUAAUGAUCAAGUUUAGAACAAUGUCUUGUUAUUUAAUAGUUAGCUGAACUUUCUCAUUCAUGACAUUGGCCAGUCCCCUACACUAUUGUUACAGCUUAUAGAUGAGGAACACUGUCUUAAUGCCUUAGUGCUGAAAACUAAUAUAGGGUUAAAUUGGUAGAUCGUAAUAACUUUGUUCUUACCUUUUAAUUCUCUGAUGACCGUAUAUUGAUGUCAUGUACAGGAUAUAUUGUGAACAAUUAUAAACUGACCCUAUGGUUGGUGCAUCCACAUAGAUGCUGCUUGCAAAAGAGAGCAGAGAUGAGCCAGUUUUUGAAGCAGCUUCAUUAGAAAGAUUGAGUGACUACUUUCUCCUAAAAUCUGGAGAUUUGCACACUUUGUUCCCUGUCUACACAAUCAAUUCAGUUUGAUAGUAGUAGUUUUUAUUUUAAAGGGACAGUGCACUGUAACCCCCCCCCAUUUAAAUGUGUUCCCACCUUUACUAAAAAUUUUGAUACUUAAAGGGACACUGAACCCACAUUUUUUUUACGUGAUUCAGAUAAAGCAUGCAAUUUUAAACAACUUUCUAAUUUACUCCUAUUAUCAAUUUUUCUUUGUUCUCUUGCUUUCUUUAUUUGAAAAAGAAGGCAUCUAAGCUAUGUUUUUGGUUCAGACCAUGGAAAGCACUUGUUUAUUGGUAGGUGAAUUUACUCACCAAUCUGCAAGAACAAUACAGUGUAUUCACCACAAAUGGGGCGGCAUCUAAACUCACAUUCUUGCAUUUCAAAUAAAGAUACCAAGAUAAUGAAAAGAAUUUGAUAAUAGGAGUAAAUUAGAAAUUUUCUUAAAAUUGCAUGCUUUAUCUGAAUCACGAUAGAAGAAAAUUGGGUUUAGUGUCCCUUUAAGUAUUGGUUAUAAAAACAAGGGUUUUGGGGUUGGACAGAGAGAUAAUAAAUGUUCAUUUUCCACUGUCUCUUUAUGAGACAAGAAUAGGAGAAUUUUGCGUAAAUGGAAAUAAGGGAAUGAGGUCUGCUUUCCCUGCAAGCUUGGCCCAUUUGGUUGGGUUUUGGUUUAAUUUAGCAGAGACUUCUAUUUCAUAUUCAAAAAUAUACAUAAAGAAGCAUUGUCCCAUACUUUUAUAAACUCUGCAGCUGGUAUAACAAGUCUUUGUAAACAUCAUUAAGGGGGAAACAGUUGUUUAGUACACUGUUCAUUUAAGCUUGUUUCAAUUGAAACCCAACUGAUAUCCUUGAAAUGCCUUUUUUGCUAAAUAUUUGGAAUCCUAAAAAAUAUGUAAGAAUAAAAAAUUGUAUACUACAUUUAAUUUUGUAGAUUCUCCUAGUUGUUUUUUCCAUCUUACAAUAGAGCAAUUUAAAAUGAUUGCUGGUUUCAGCACAUCUGUCAUCUGAGUUGCCUUGGGGCCAUGUAAAAAAUUAAUUUAGUCAUUUAUUUUUCUGUUCAUAAGAGUUUAUUUUUAUAAAAUAAAAAAGUAACAUUUGAAAACAAUUUGGGUUUCCCAUCUCUAUAACUGCAGUCUAAAGGGACAUUAUACUUGUAUGCUAAAUCACUUGAAACUGAUGCAGUAUAACUGUAAAAAGCUGACAGGAAAAUAUCACCUGAGCAUCUCUAUGUAAAAAAGGAAAAUAUUUUACCUCACAAUUUCCUCAGCUCAGCAGAGUAAGUUCUGUGUUAAAUGUUAUACUUCAGCUGUUGUCCAGCUGCAGGUAAAAAAAUAAAAAUAAUGAAGAAAUGAACACCAGCCAAUCAGCAUCAACAGUGCUGAGGUCAUGAACUCUUUUACUGUGAUCUCAUUAAAUUUCACUCUCUCAUGAGAUAUCAUAGUAAACUUCCUUAAACUAAAUAGGGAAAUAACAUGAGAGUGCACAAGGCUCAAUCUCUUAGCUGUCCUGGGACAGACUUACGGAUUUGCUGCUUAGAAAUCCUUUACAAUGAGAUGUGGCUACUGAGGAACUUUUGUGGUAAAAUAUCUUUCUUUUUUACAUAGAGAUGUCCAGGUGAUAUUUUCUAGUCAACUUUUUACAGCUAUGCUGCAUCACUUUCAAGUGUUUCAACAUUUGGGUAUCAUGGCCCUUUAACUAGAUCAUUUACCUUAAAAAUGCUUAAAUUUCCUAAAAUGAAUGUUGUUCUUGUUUGCUCUAAAACUUUUUUUUUAACAAUGUACUUUUAUAUUAUACAUAUUAAUAUCACAAAGAAUAACCAUGAACAUUGUGCCCUAUGGUAAAUUGGAAAGUUAUAGUUUUCUUUCACUAUUUAUGGCUUGUUACAGUUUAUUUUUCCUUUUCAGCAAUAUGUGAAGCUUUUUGUUUUAUUUUUUUGUAAAGGGACAUGAAACCAUUUUUUUUCGUCUUCCAUGAUUGACAUAGAUCAUACAAUUUUAAACAACUUUCCAUUUUUCUUCUAUUUUUAAAUUUGUUUCAUUCUCUUGGUAUCCUUGCUUCAAGGAGCAGUAAUUGACUAUUGUGAGCUACCUGAAUACAUCUAGGGAACCAAUGACAACAGACAUUUGUGUAGUCACCAAUCAGCAGUUCAACUCCCAGUAGUGCAUUGCUGCUUCUGAGGCCUAUCUAAGUAUGCUUUUUAACAAAGGAUACCAAGCAAGUGAAUCAAAUUAAAUAGUAGAAGUUGGAGAGUUGUUUGAAUUACAUGUUCUGAGUCAUAAAAAUGUUUUAUUUUGACUUUACUGUCCCAUCAAGGCUUAACCUAUACAUAGGAUAUCUGAAUCUGUGCUGCUUUUUAUCUUGUGUAUUAAAUGUAAGCAAGUUACACAACUACCUAUUUAUCAGCUGGCAUCUAUUUUUAGUAAAAGAUUUAAAAGCUUUGAUCUUGUGUUAAAUGUUUUGCGAUUUUAAGAUGGCACUGAUAUAUGUAUAAUUUUAUUUUUCGUUUAUGGAGAAUUCCUGAAAACCUUAACGCACAACUAGAUUUAUAUAAAUCUACUAUGUACAUCUUGUAAAAGUCAGUAGCAUAUUUUUUUUUUUUGGUCUUAUUUUAAAAUAAAGCUGAUUUAAAAUUGUCAA
Molecule: messenger RNA, 4389 nt
Organism: Bombina bombina (fire-bellied toad)
Lineage: Eukaryota; Metazoa; Chordata; Amphibia; Anura; Bombinatoridae
Gene: ISCA1
Product: iron-sulfur cluster assembly 1
Biological process (GO): iron-sulfur cluster assembly
Cellular component (GO): cytoplasm; mitochondrion
Molecular function (GO): 2 iron, 2 sulfur cluster binding
Source: RefSeq, a predicted model, not a curated record